CGUAUCCACUUGGAAUCUGAGAGUCCACCGAGUUCAGCGAGAAUAAUCUUGCAACUCGACCAACGAAGAUGGCUGCACCCAUAACUUGAUGUAUUUGGUUCACGUUGGUCGUUUAAUGUAUAUUCUAAAUGCUCUUACCGAUUGAUUACAUUGCAUUUUGCUGUGUAAUAUAAUGUAAAGUUCUGUUGUUUGUUUCGAUCUGGUUUGCUAAAGAGGCUAAUGUAGCUAACAAUAACAAUGUCCGAGUCAGGUGGAGCAUUCGCUCCCACCGAAAACGCCCCUCGAGUGCGUGCUUUACUUACGUAACAGCGUGACGUCAGACCGUGCAGUGGAAGGAGCUGAAGUGCAGAAGUCGUGCGUCCGGGCUACCCUCAAUGUUUACAACUACUCGGGAGGGGGGCCUUAAAAGGACAUGAUACAAAACAACGUGUUUGAAAGAUGCUGAAAAUGGUUCUGCAAAAGUGAACAGUGAGAACAGCAAUGCAGCAAUGAACAGCAAUGCCAUUACCCGUCCCCUGACCCGGUACACAAAAACAGAAACCUCACAGGGCCUGAGCGUAGCUGGUAUGCGCCCAGUGCUCUGCUUCCCUGCCAACCAAUGCACUCAGAGGACCAGCAGACUUGAAAGACCAUAGUCAUGACAGACUCCAAAUAUUUUACCACCAACAAAAAAGGUGAAAUCUUCGAGCUGAAGGCCGAGUUGAACAAUGAGAAAAAGGAGAAGAGAAAGGAGGCAGUCAAGAAGGUCAUUGCUGCCAUGACGGUGGGGAAGGAUGUCAGCUCCUUGUUUCCAGACGUGGUGAACUGCAUGCAGACGGACAACCUGGAGCUGAAGAAGCUGGUGUACCUCUACCUGAUGAACUACGCCAAGAGCCAGCCCGACAUGGCCAUCAUGGCCGUCAACAGCUUCGUAAAGGACUGCGAGGACCCCAACCCUCUGAUCCGGGCCCUGGCCGUGCGCACCAUGGGCUGCAUCCGAGUGGACAAGAUCACAGAGUAUCUGUGCGAGCCGCUGAGGAAGUGUCUGAAGGACGAGGACCCCUACGUUAGGAAGACGGCGGCGGUGUGCGUGGCCAAGCUCCACGACAUCAACGCCCAGAUGGUGGAGGACCAGGGAUUCCUGGAUUCCCUGAGGGACCUCAUCGCCGACUCCAACCCCAUGGUCGUGGCCAAUGCAGUGGCGGCUCUGUCGGAGAUCAGCGAGUCCCACCCCAACAGCAACCUGCUGGACCUGAACCCCCAGAACAUCAACAAGCUGCUUACGGCCCUCAACGAGUGCACCGAGUGGGGCCAGAUCUUCAUCCUGGACUGCCUGUCCAACUACAACCCUAAGGAUGAGCGAGAGGCCCAGAGCAUCUGUGAGCGCGUCACCCCCCGGCUGUCCCACGCCAACUCGGCGGUGGUUCUGUCCGCCGUCAAGGUGCUGAUGAAGUUCCUGGAGCUGCUGCCCAAGGAGUCGGACUACUACAACACCCUGCUGAAGAAGCUCUCCCCCCCCCUGGUCACCCUGCUGUCCGGGGAGCCAGAGGUCCAGUACGUGGCCCUCAGGAACAUCAACCUCAUUGUCCAGAAAAGGCCUGAGAUCCUGAAGCAGGAGAUCAAGGUGUUCUUUGUGAAAUACAACGACCCCAUCUAUGUGAAGCUGGAGAAACUGGACAUCAUGAUUCGCUUGGCCUCCCAGGCCAACAUAGCCCAGGUGCUGGCUGAGCUGAAGGAGUACGCCACCGAGGUCGAUGUGGACUUUGUUCGCAAGGCCGUCAGGGCCAUCGGACGCUGCGCCAUCAAAGUCGAGCAAUCCGCGGAGCGCUGCGUCAGCACGCUGUUGGACCUCAUCCAGACCAAGGUCAACUAUGUGGUGCAGGAGGCCAUCGUGGUCAUUCGGGACAUCUUCCGCAAGUAUCCCAACAAGUAUGAGAGCAUCAUCGCCACGCUGUGUGAGAACCUGGACUCCCUGGACGAGCCCGACGCGCGCGCCGCCAUGAUCUGGAUCGUGGGCGAGUACGCCGAGCGCAUCGACAACGCCGACGAGCUGCUGGAGAGCUUCCUGGAGGGCUUCCACGACGAGAGCACGCAGGUCCAGCUCACUCUGCUGACCGCCAUCGUCAAGCUGUUCCUCAAGAAACCCUCUGAGACCCAGGAGCUGGUCCAGCAGGUCCUCAGCCUGGCCACGCAGGACUCUGACAACCCGGACCUGCGCGACAGGGGCUACAUCUACUGGCGCCUGCUGUCCACCGACCCAGUCACCGCCAAGGAGGUGGUGCUGUCCGAGAAGCCCCUGAUCUCGGAGGAGACGGACCUCAUCGAGCCCACCCUGCUGGACGAGCUCAUCUGCCACAUCGGCUCGCUGGCCUCCGUCUACCACAAGCCCCCCAACGCCUUCGUGGAGGGCAGCCACGGCAUCCACCGCAAGCACCUGCCCAUCCAGCACAGCAGCACGGAGACCGGGGAGAGCCCGGUGAGCAGUGGGCCCGCCCCGGCCAUGGACCAGACCAGCGUGAUCCCCAGCCAGGGGGAUCUGCUGGGGGACCUGCUCAACCUGGACCUGGGCCCCCCCGUCAACGUGCCCCAGGUGUCCUCCAUGCAGAUGGGGGCCGUGGACCUGUUGGGAGGAGGGCUGGACAGCCUGCUCGGGGGAGAUCUGGGCGGAGGUGUUGGGGGAAGUCCUGCUGUGGGGCAGAACUUCAUCCCGUCCUCGGUGCCCAACACGUUCGCCCCGUCGCCCACGCCCGCCGCCCUCAGCAGUGGCCUCAACGACCUGUUCGAGCUCUCCACCGGCAUGGCCAACACCACCGGGGGCUACGUCAUUCCCAAAUCCGUGUGGCUCCCAGCCGUCAAAGCCAAGGGUCUGGAGAUCUGCGGGACGUUCUCUCGACGCCAGGGACACAUGUACAUGGACAUGACCUUCACCAACAAGGCCCUGCAACACAUGUCGGACUUCGCCAUCCAGUUCAACAAGAACAGCUUCGGGAUGAUCCCCACCAGCCCCCUGCCCAUCCACACCCCCCUGAUGCCCAGCCAGACCAUCGAGGUGUCCCUGCCUCUCAACACCAUCGGGCCGGUCAUGAAGAUGGACCCUCUCAACAACCUACAGGUGGCCGUGAAGAACAACAUCGACGUGUUCUACUUCAGCGGGCUCAUCCCCCUCAACAUAUUCUUUGUGGAAGAUGGAAAAAUGGAGCGCCAGGUGUUCCUCGCCACAUGGAAGGAUCCCAACGAGAAUGAACUGCAGUACCAGAUUAAGGAGUGCCACCUUAAUGCAGACACGGUGUCGGGCAAACUGCAGAGCAACAACAUCUACACCAUCGCCAAGAGGAACGUGGAGGGCCAGGACAUGCUGUACCAGUCCCUCAAACUCACCAACGGCAUCUGGAUCCUGGCCGAGCUCCGCAUCCAGCCCGGGAACCCCAACUACACGCUCUCCUUGAAGUGCAGGGCUCCCGAGGUUACCCAGUACGUCUACCAAGUGUACGACUCUGUCUUGAAGAACUGAGGACCACCUUUUAACCCCCCCCCCCCCCCCCCCUACCACACACACACACACACACACACUCCACACCGCUCCCAGGCCCACCCCGACACUCCCUUACCCCUAGAGAGAGCGCUUACCCCCUCUGGCCGUCGCUAAAAACGUAAUUGCAAAACUGAAAGGAAACCGGGACCACAGUGAAAUGCUUGCAUCACGGGGACACCGUGAGGAGAGCAUGGGGGACCGUUUGAGUCCCAACAGCUAAUUAUCCUCUGGGUCUACUGGCAGAAAAACCUCUGCAACAAACAUUAACCGGUUGCACCAGGACUAACCAAAUUAACAAUUAGAUUCACUCUUCAAUCUCAGACUAGUCCUCCGCUACGCACCGAUGCAUAGGUGUGUCUUCGGGAAAGGAUAUUCGUAUCUCCACCCAUCGGUGGUACCCGCACACUGUUGGCGUUCCUUUUAGUUUUGAGCAAUUACUAGUUGUCCCCCAUCAGCGCGGAAGCACCCCGGUUCAGUCCGACCUUGUGAAAAUGUAGCCACUAUUCCAACUUAAACUUUGGUGUCUUAAAUGUUGUAAUCCGUGAUCUAUAGUGAAAUCCUGUCGGUAGCAAAACUAUAUAUCUAUUAUCUUUUUUCCACAAAGCCAUUGGUGUUUUUGUACUGUGAAGAUUGUUUUGCUUUUUAUUUUAAGUGACUUUUAGUGAUUACUAUGAACUGACCCCCCCCCCCACCCCAUGCAUUCCAUACCUAAUUUUCUGUUGUUCUCUUGACAUGCAACAGUGAGAGAGGAAGAGUCAGGUUGUCAUGGUGUUUUAAAGACUAGCAUUCUGUCAUUGGUUAUUGGACCACUGUAGAGCACCCCAAAUCAAAUAAGAUAGUGAUGUUUUUAUGAUAAGUGCCAAUUUCUUCUUAUUUUCCUUUGCACCAGUACACCACUAACUCUGUAAAAGCAUAUCUUUGAACAGUGGUAGUUAAGCUUUGUAAUUGUAUGACUGCAUUUCCAUUCUCCUUUUGCCCUGCAUCUACCUCUGCAUUAUGUUCAUUUCUUUGCCAAUUUUCAGGAUAAUAAUUCAACAAUUAAUGUAAUUGUUGUUGUUUUUAUUACUUGUGCAAUUGCUUUCUGCAGCAUUACCAAAAGCAAAGACCCGUAUAUCAUUCAAGUGAGUUAUAAUUAAAUGCCCCGUAUGCUUCACACACAUUGCUAUAAAGCAAUCCAAUAGGAUUUUUACGCAGAAAUACAAUUGCAUUUUCUUGAUGAGGAGCGACAUUGCCCUUUUCCUAUAUAGAAGCCGAUAACCUAAAUUGAAUUUGAUUGAAAGUAAAGCUGAUUUUAAAAUUAGUUUUUAAAUGUAUGUGCCAUGUUGGAAAUGAAACGGUUAAACUGAUAUGUUUGGUUGAUUUGCAGUUAAAAUUCAUUAAUGCAAUUUCAUAAUUGCAAUAUACUGUUGCUAUGUUCUGUGCGAGUAUUACAUGAACAUAGUUCAAUAAUGUUUUGAUGUUUGUUUUUUUCUCUUUUUAUUGCUUAAUUUAAAGAUGCUGUAGGUGAGAUUUAAGAGCGAUUAUUUUAGUUUAAUUAGUAAGAAAUGCCAUUGCCAUCCGUCAGCUAUUAAUGAGUGAAAUGCUCUGAAAAUAUAUUUUUGGGUGACUGCUUGCCUCCCUCGGUAUGAGGUCAUCUAGCUUUGACACUGCUCCUGACUAAUAUCUUACCAAUCAGGGCAUCUCUUCACUGAUUGGUUUGGGGAUCCAUCUUGUCUGUCAAUCACAGGUAUGUGAAUAUAACACUUCUCAAUGGUGGAGAAACGCAGGGAGGGGGGAUGUUAUUUUGGUUGUUUUAAAAGUCUUAAAAGUCUCUCUUUACAACUCUAAAAUCGUACCAACAGCAGCUUUAAGUCGGGUAAGCUCAUUCAUUACUGGGAUGAGGCUGUUUCUUUGCACUCAUCCAUUUUACAGUUGGAGUUUAUUAAAAGGACACCAGCAAUAUAGAAUAUCUAGAUUGAGCUAUCAUGACAGAUUGACAAAAUUGAGAAUUGCUAGCAAAGGUAUCAUGUAUCUGUUGUACUUUAACAAUAAAUAUAUUGCAAAUGAUGUUACUGUAACCCCUCCACAUACGAAUAAAAUACCCUAAUUAUUA
This is a messenger RNA of Gadus morhua (Atlantic cod), 5603 nucleotides long. RefSeq names its product AP-1 complex subunit beta-1-like. Lineage: Eukaryota; Metazoa; Chordata; Actinopteri; Gadiformes; Gadidae. The record is from RefSeq and is a predicted model, not a curated record. Gene Ontology annotation, molecular function: clathrin binding. Gene Ontology annotation, biological process: vesicle-mediated transport; intracellular protein transport. Gene Ontology annotation, cellular component: membrane coat; clathrin adaptor complex.